Piliocolobus tephrosceles (Ugandan red Colobus) is the source of this 1140-nucleotide messenger RNA. RefSeq lists its product as uncharacterized. The record is from RefSeq and is a predicted model, not a curated record. NCBI's taxonomy places the organism in Eukaryota, Metazoa, Chordata, Mammalia, Primates, Cercopithecidae. Bases 188 to 1126 code for a protein of 312 amino acids. The transcript is spliced from 3 exons.
CCCAUUUCCAACUUGGGGUCCCAGGGCUGUAUCCAGCCUGGGAUUUAACUUAAGUCUCCAUCUGGGCCCCAGAGUGCUCCUGUUGUUUCGGACCUCACUAUACCCGCUAUGCGGGUGCUCUGGCUACACCCCAGCUCGGAACUCCCCGUCCUUCUCUCCCCCAGCUCUUCUUAUCCUUAUAGGCCCUAUGUUGCCCCUUCCCUGGCUGGCCUGCACCCUGUCCUGCAGCCCUGUGCUCCCAAGAACCUCCCUUGUCCUCCCACCCCUCCCUAAGGUACAACCCCCUCUCUACUGGCUUCUCUCUGUCUUGAGUUGCAAACUUCUCCCUGCACUUGGGGUUCUCACCCCAUCUUAUUCCUCUCCUGGCUGCCUGGGAUCUGGGCCAACCGCCAGGCCAGGGUGCUGGCUGUGCAAGGGAUUUGCUCUUCUCCAAGUAGCUGGCCUUCCUGGAAAUUUUUGUGAGGUGGCAGCAGCAGGAUUUGUCAUGCGGAGGGGGAAGGAUGAGACUCGGAGGGCAAAAGGGGAAUUUUUUUUUCAGGAAGAGGAAAGGAUGUUUUUGGUGCGUCGGAGUUUCAGUAGGCUGGGUUGUGUGAGAGAUUUCCAAACCGGACAUAGCCGUAAUGAAUGGGCUGCCUCCUACCUCUCUGAACCUGCAGCUGCUUCACCCCAGCAAGCUCCCUGGCCUCCACUGCUGGAACUGCAGCCGCAGAGUGAGCAGGAGGAAGCAUCUAGCAGCAGGCACCUAGUGGGCCCCUCAUCGGGGAUCAGCCGCUCUUCUGCUCUGGACGGUGCAGGCCAGUGGGAGCCCUGUGGGGGCUUGGGGAGGGCAUGGGCUCUUCCUGGCCCCUGCUGCUGGCUGCUAUGGUGGCUGGAGCCGGGUGGGCAGGAUAAUUAUGCCUUACAUAAGUGGGAGGCCGGAUCCCUGACCAUUGCCCAACUACUAUGCAGAACUGAGCUUGGAUGGAGGAGUAGCCGGACGGCUCCCACAGGUGGAGAUCGUCACCCCGUGCCUGCCCCAUCCUGGGCACUGGGCCUCCCAGCACUGAGCCCUUCUCCACCUUCUCAAAGGAAUUUGAACAAAGCAGGGAGUGGCUGGCGCUUGACCUUACUGGAGCUUUACCUUUGAGCUUCCUGCCUUGC